This is a messenger RNA of Xyrauchen texanus (razorback sucker), 6312 nucleotides long. RefSeq names its product protein dispatched homolog 1-like. The transcript has 8 exons. Gene Ontology annotation, cellular component: membrane. The coding region runs from base 768 to 5285 and encodes 1505 amino acids. Lineage: Eukaryota; Metazoa; Chordata; Actinopteri; Cypriniformes; Catostomidae. The record is from RefSeq and is a predicted model, not a curated record.
AAUGUAAAUGUAAGUACAUGUGCAUGAAUAGUACCUAGCACAUGAAGUAUGGUUGUAAAAUAGUAUGAGAGUUUUGAUAGUAUGCUAUUCCGUACAUAGCUCAUGCAUACAGAAAGUUUGCACACUAUUAAUGCAGUAUGGCAGUAUGCGAUUUCAAACAUAGCCGAUGCCUACAUAAAAUGAACAUACUGCAUUGUGCUUAGUAUACACAUUUCAUACAGCUGAAAUAGUAAGAGUAGAAUAAUAGUAUGCUAUUUAUAACAAUGCAUAGUAUGAAAAUGAUGGUAGUAUGCAUUGCCGAGCAAUGUGCUAAGAGAGUAUGACAAGUAUGUCCAGUGCAUAGUGACAAUUUGCAUACUGUGAAUCAUAAACCUAUUCUUUACUGCUGAAAUAGUAUAAAUAAAUGGUAAAAUGCUAUUCUGAAUAAUGCACUUAAAUAUAGUUUGUAGCAUGCUAUUCCGAUGCAUACAGAAAAUGUGCAUGCUGUGGGUAGUAUACAAAGUGCAUACUAAAGUAGCAGGAGUAGUAUACCAUUUUGAAAACAGCCCGUGUCCGUCUGAACUGCGCAGGUCUGUUCUCGGGAUCUGCUCCCCCUCACUUCCUGUAGUUCCUUCGCCACUUACCCCAUCAGUCUAUCCCACCACACACACUCUCUGAGAACUCGGACGUAAAAUACAGACGCCACAGUUGCUCCUGGGACGCGCUCGCGCUCACAUCGAGAGUAAAGUCCUGAGCAGCUUGCUGACGGUCCACGGGCAGGAAGGAGAAUGGCCCAGAGCAUGGGGUCCGAUGACCUCCGGGCCCUCAACAAUGGUGGACCCUCAACAGGUGCCGAUGAAAACAGUUAUCCAAACACCAACGAAAACUCUGAGGAAGACCUGGGAGUGUCUGCAUCCAAAAGGGCCCCCACACAUCCCAAUGAUGAACAAAUCCAGCCGCAGUGGUCGGGUCGAAACGGUGGGCUUAAAACGAAUGGAACUGUAUGUCAAUCAUUGUCAGGCUCCACCUCUUCCUCGUCCUCAUUGCAUGGCACAGACUCUCAGCGGCUAGCCGUACUGUUACCCAACUCUCUGCCACCCCAUUGUUGCGCUUGCUGCACCCCGCGCCAACCCGUCUGCUGCAACGGGAACCAGCAGGAUUGUGCAGUCUUUCAGAGCGGCGUGCCAUCCGCGGCGCUUCCCAUGGGCGUGUGCGGCAUGCAAGGCAUCCGCUGUUUCUGCAUGCAGCACCAAUGGCAGGAGCAUCUGCAGAACCAGCCCAACAUGACCACACUGAGCCCUCCAAGGCCCUUCCGGUUUCCCAAAAGUUAUGCUGAGCUCAUUGCUGAUUGGCCGGUGGUGGUGUUGGGGGUGUGUACUCUGCUAAUCGUGGUUUGUGCUCUGGUCGGUAUCCUGGUGCCCGACCUGCCGGACUUCUCAAAUCCACUGCAGGGUUUUGAACCAAGAGGCACUGCAAUAGGCCAACGACUUGUAACAUGGAAUAACAUGGUGAAAAACACGGGAUACAAAGCAACACUGGCCAACUACCCCUUCAAAUACGCAGAUGAGCAGGCCAAAAGUCACCAAGACGGCCGAUGGUCAGAGGAUCACUAUGACAGAAAGAAAAGACAAGCCGAGUGGGAUUUCAGUAAAGACAGUUUCUUCUGUGAUGUACCGGGUGACAGUUAUUCCAGAAUGGUCUUUGCAUCUGCGGAGGGGAAGAACUUGUGGAAUAUACAGGCCAUACAAUCCAUGUGCAAUUUUGACAAUACACGGGUUCGUUCUCAUCCGCAGUACCUGGAUUUGUGUCAGCGCACCACUGCUGCCUCCUGCUGUCCGAGCUGGACGCUUGGGAAUUAUAUAGCCGUCCUCACGAACAAGUCUUCCUGCCAAAAGAUCACAGAGCGUGAUGUUUCUCAUACCCUAAAGAUCCUGCGCUCCUGUGCCAAGUAUUACCACAACGGCACCCUUGGCCCCGAGUGCUGGGACACGAACACCCGCAAGAAGGACCUGAAGUGUGGCAACGUGCCUCGAAAGUGUACAAAAUACAACGCUGUGUAUCAGAUCUUUCACUUUUUGGUGGACAAAGACUUCCUGAAUCCAAAGAACACAGACUACCUUCCACUGAACCUGAAAUAUAGCAUGCUGUUCUCUCCAACCGAGAAAGGAGAAACAAUGAUGAACAUUUACUUGGACAAGUUUGAGAACUGGAACUCGUCGGAUGGGAUCACAACCAUCACGGGAAUCGAAUUUGGCAUCAAGCACAACUUGUUUCAGGACUAUCUACUAACAGAUACCAUGUAUCCUGCAAUAGCUAUCAUAAUAGUGUUAGUGGUCAUGUGUGUCUACACCAGAUCAAUGUUCAUCACCCUUAUGACCAUGUUUGCCAUCAUCAGUUCUCUAAUCGUUUCAUACUUUCUGUACCGCGUAGUCUUCAGCUUUGAAUUCUUCCCCUUUAUGAAUCUGACAGCGCUCAUUAUACUAGUGGGAAUUGGUGCUGAUGAUGCAUUCGUCCUCUGCGACGUAUGGAACUACACCAAGUUUGACAAGCCCAACUCGGAGCUCUCUGAAACCGUUAGUGUGACGCUUCAGCAUGCAGCGCUUUCGAUGUUUGUCACCAGUUUCACAACGGCUGCUGCCUUCUAUGCCAACUAUGUGAGCAACAUCACUGCCAUUCGCUGCUUCGGUGUGUAUGCUGGUACUGCUAUCUUGGUUAACUACAUACUGAUGGUCACCUGGCUGCCAGCUGUGGUGGUCCUGCAUGAGCGAUACCUGGCCAACCUCUUCACCUGCUCAAGGUCUCAACCCCAGCAGACAUAUGGCACCACAACAUUUUGGAAAAACCUGUGCCAGACAGUCAACAAGUGUCUUUUUGCCAUUUCAGAGGCCUCGCGGAUUUUCUUCGAAAAAGUAUUGCCUUGCGUCGUGAUCAAAUUGCGCUACUUGUGGCUAUUGUGGUUCUUAGCCAUGACGGUGGGUGGUGCUUAUGUAGUAUGUGUGAACCCAAAAAUGAAACUUCCAUCUCUCGAACUGUCCGAAUUUCAAGUAUUCCGGUCAUCGCAUCCCUUCGAACGCUAUGACGCAGAGUACAAAAAACUUUUCAUGUUUGAACGUGUUAACCAUGGAGAAGACCUCCACAUGCCGAUCACCAUCAUUUGGGGAGUAACUCCGGUUGACAACGGAGAUCCCCUGAACCCCAAAAACAAGGGUAAACUAACUCUUGACACAACCUUCAACAUCGCAAGUCCUGCCAGUCAAGUGUGGAUUCUCAAUUUUUGCCAGAAGCUGAGAAACCAAAGCUUUGUUUUCCAAUCUGAGGAGCAAGACUUUACCAGCUGCUUCAUGGAGACCUUCAAGCAGUGGAUGGAUAACCAAGACUGUGAUGAAGCUUCAGUCUAUCCCUGUUGUAGUCAGUCUACAUUCCCUUACAAACAAGACGUCUUCGAGUUGUGCAUCAAACGGGCCAUUAUGGAGCUCGACCGAAGCACCAUCUACCACCUCGAUAGCAAGACGCCAGGGCCGAGGUUUGACAUCAAUGACACAAUUAGAGCAAUUGUACUCGAGUUUCAAAGUACCUACCAUUUCACAUUGGCUUAUGAGAAGAUGCAUCAGUUUUACAAAGAAGUGGACACCUGGAUUGAGGAGGAACUGAGGGAGGCUCCUGAGGGACUCAGCUACGGAUGGUUUGUAAGUAACCUGGAAUUCUAUGACCUUCAGGACAGCCUGUCGCAUGGCACUCUUAUCGCUAUGGCACUGUCUGUGGUGGUGGCCUUCAGUGUGAUGCUCCUGACAACCUGGAAUAUCAUCAUCAGCCUCUAUGCCAUCAUCUCCAUUGCUGGAUCCAUAUUUGUCACGGUUGGAUCACUGGUGCUUCUGGGAUGGGAAUUGAAUGUGCUUGAAUCUGUGACAAUUUCAGUUGCUGUAGGGCUAUCCGUGGACUUUGCCGUCCAUUACGGCGUAGCAUAUCGUCUUGCUCCAGAACCAGACCGAGAAGGGAAGGUGGUCUUCUCCUUGAGCAGGAUGGGCUCAGCUAUAGCCAUGGCAGCUCUCACCACCUUUGUAGCUGGUGCAAUGAUGAUGCCAUCUACAGUUCUGGCUUACACCCAACUCGGCACCUUCCUGAUGUUGAUCAUGUGCAUUAGUUGGGCCUUCGCAACAUUUUUCUUGCAAUGUAUGUGCCGUUGUCUUGGUCCUCAGGGUACGUGCGGACAGAUUCCUUUGCCAAAGAAACUUCAGUGUUAUACCUUUGCAGAGCAUGUGCCUGAAACUCAAUCCAAUAAGAACCAAGGCAAGCUUUGCUACUCAAGUAAGUACCAGGUGGAUAACACAAGAAGAGAGGGUGGACUUGAGCACUAUGAACUUGAACCCUUGGCACUCAAUGUUAGAAUGGAUGAAAAAGCCACCAAUGAGGAAGUGGAACAAUUGCAAAAUGGAGUUUUGCAUCACGCAAGCUUGUGUGAACCCAACACUGACUUGAGAGAACCAAUCCAAAAUCUUGAAAAUGGCUUACCAGAUACAGAACUUCAACAUAUUCAUCCGUACACUUACAGAAGAAGGUGCACAUGUGAAAACUCUACAUCUCGGUAUAUAAGGGACCGACAAAGGACAUACCAUCCCUGUAACCGUUCUGAAGAUACCUCAUGUAAACAGUUAGUUGCCAAUCAAUUAAAUGUGGGACACAAGCCUCAGUCCACACUGGGUGAGACGCACACCGAAUGUUACAUGAACUGUAGCCACAUCCAUCAUUGCUCACAGAGUCAAACAUCAAGGCAGGCCAAUCACAGAUAUUUUCCUGGUGGAUAUAGCAUGCAUGCCAUGCAACUUCUGCAUCAGGAGUUGUUGUCAGAUAUGUCUGUGCAGGACGAGUCUCAUAUUAGGGCGUAUGGCCUGAAUUCGGCUUUACCGGAAAGCUUAAACUUUCCAGCACACAUUCAGUGUUGUACAACAACGGACUCCACUAAAGUCUGUAGACUUAAUCAUGAUAAAGUGGACCAAGUGUUAAGUUCUCGAAGCCCUGAAAAAAUGCCAUGGAACCAUGUAAAGACGAAAGUAAAUGGCAAUUGUGUUUUGGUUCAGGACAGUCGUGAGACUCAAGAACAUGUUCCAGUCGUGCCAGAUGAAAGUGCCAAAUGCAAUCAGAAAAACAAAGACAAUAAUGAGAGGGCAGAGCCUGUCUCUCCCAAAAGAGUUAGCUGUUUUAAGAAGACUGUAAAAGCUAAGUGCAAUUCUGUAGAAUAUCACAAGCCAAAAACCAGCGUGCCUACUAUUGCCAUUCAUUCAAAAGCCUCAUCUGAGAGUUUAUGUUAGUGUUCAAAUUGAGAAGGUUACAUUAAAGGGAUAGCGCACCAAAAUUUAAAUCAUAAAAUUUUGUACUGAGUAAUUAUUAUUUUCCAUAGGUGAUCAAGAGGGGGUCCAUAUUUCGCCUUUUGAUUUGAAGCAAAAUUACAGGUCAAAAAGAUGUUAUAGACAGCCCAACACCCCACAACAUCUUUUUUUGGACUAUCACUAUUGGCAUAUAAUGCAAAAAGUGGUGCUGAAAUCAACUGGUUUCAUUACUAGACUUUCCCUUCUCUGUGUAAAAUACAAAUGAAGAUACUGACACCUUUUUAAGGUUAUCUUUUUGAGCAGUAGUUUUGCUCCGAAAUCAGGUAAAUAUUGUAAUUUCUGUCACCCUCUACAAAAUAAUGGAUUACCCAUCAAAUAUUAAUGCUUGGCAUUUUAAUGUCUGGCUUACAUCAUCAUUUAUGUGUAUAGGCUAUUCCUUCAGAACAAAGUUGAUGAGACAUUGAAUAACUCUAGUCCAACUAUCCCUUCAAUGACAUUCUCUGCAAUCAAGUGGGAAAAGCAACUGUUGAUUCUUAAUACUUAUAUCCAAGUAAAUAUUGACAUGAUAUCAAGCCACCAAACCAUUCAUGAGUAGUGUUCAUAUUUGUAAACAACGUCUGGUUAAAAGAGGCAUACAUAUCCCCACAUGCUGUAUUCUCUUUGUAAUAUAUAUUUUUUUAUCAUAUCUUGCCACAGGCCAUCAAAAUUCCAUGCAAACAUAAAUACAUAUUCAGAGUUUAUUUUCCUGCACAUUUCACAUUAACAUGUAUGUAUGUAUGUGUGUAUAUAUAUAUAUAUAUAUAUAUAUAUAUAUAUAUUUGAGUGUUGUGUAUGUAUUUGAGUCAUGCACUUUUCUUUAUUAAUGCUGAUUUAAAUGUUUCCCCUAUAAAACUUUUAAAUAAUUUUACAAGGAAACUCCAGUAAUUUCUUUGAUGGUAUGAAUAUUUGGACGGAUUGGUAUUAAGACUUUGCAUCGUUUCAUCGUUUCUUUCAGUUGCUUUGAUGGUUC